UGGCACUUUUAGUGUAUGCGCUUGGGUUAUGUGUGUCUCGCAGGGGGGUACCAUGGUCAUGUUGAAGGUCUCAGCUCUUCUCAUCGCCUAUGCCCUGGUUAUCUGCCAGAUGUACUGCUCGCAAGCCGCCCCAGCCAGACCGGUGUUGGAGUCCAUGUCGGAGCGGGUGACGCUGACAGACUAUGAGGCGCGGCGGCUUCUCAACGCCAUCGUCAAGGAGUUUGUGCAGAUGACGGCCGAGGAGUUGGAGCAGCAGCAGGUGGCUGAGGGCAACAGCGUUACAGCACAGAAACGAGCCUGCAACACAGCCACCUGCGUUACUCACCGCCUGGCGGACUUCCUCAGCCGGUCGGGAGGAAUGGGCAGCAGCAACUUUGUACCCACCAAUGUUGGCGCAAAAGCUUUUGGCCGGCGGAGGAGAAGCAUCGCCAUGUGAGCGUCUGAACACACAUUGGGGGAAAAGACUGACACAUGGUGAGAAAACAUUGGGAUUAAACACACAAAAAAAAAGAAGAAGAAGGGUAAAACAAUAUCAACAACAACAACAACAAUGAAGCAGAAAAUCAACAGUGGACUGGCCCUUUGCAUACACUCACAUUCAUGAAACAACAAGUUUUCAUCCUGCUUUUGGUCCAAAAAAGCACUUUAGUUUGUGUACACUUCUUGUCUUUUAUACAUUCGUAUCAUGGGAAAAGAAUUAAAAACAACAACAACGUGCUCACCAAGUGUUUGCACCUCACCUCCCUCCCAUCGCGUAGCGUCAUCCAGCCAGCGGACCCCUAUCAGCCUACCCAGGAUCCCCCCUGGUUUCCUUCCCCCCCUACAAUGGGCUGUUGUCUUGUGCCUUGAUGUAGAACAAUUUACAUGAUUGUAUAGUUCUGUGUAGAAUGGAAAUGAUGGUGAUGAUGCUGAUGAAUACUGUCAACAAUAUUGUUGGAAAAAAGACAUUUGAGCAAGAUUAAAAUGUAUUUUAGAUACACUCGGGUUUGGGGUACUUGUGUUGUUCUUUGCAGGUCAUUAAGGCUGGGGGCACUGACCACAUACUGUAAUUAUAUUUGUACACAUUUUAAACACUGUCAAUCAACUAUCAAUGAUCGAUCGAAUAAUAGUGUUAUAACACUAUCAGAACAGAGUGACGUUUGUGUAUGUGUGUGAUUUAUUGUUGGGAAACAACAUAUCAAACAUGCAGGACAUCUUCAAAUGGGUUAUGUUUGGCAAAAUAUGGGCCAUAAGUGCAUGGGUAAUUGCAGAAUAAA
Molecule: messenger RNA, 1256 nt
Organism: Corythoichthys intestinalis (scribbled pipefish)
Lineage: Eukaryota; Metazoa; Chordata; Actinopteri; Syngnathiformes; Syngnathidae
Product: calcitonin gene-related peptide-like
Exons: 4
Coding region: 29-436 (135 amino acids)
Biological process (GO): adenylate cyclase-activating G protein-coupled receptor signaling pathway; regulation of cytosolic calcium ion concentration
Cellular component (GO): extracellular region
Molecular function (GO): hormone activity; calcitonin receptor binding
Source: RefSeq, a predicted model, not a curated record